AAAAAAGAAUCGUGAAACGAAUCCAAGCCAUGAAAGUGAGAAGUUACCCCGGCAGAGCAGUGUUGGAGGAUCCAGAAUUACUGUUGGACCCUGACGCGACUCGAGGGAGGGCCAUGGAGCUUCUCUACGAGGCCAGUUGGCGAGAGUGUGGCGUGAACUGGACCGGCAAUGGAAGAAGCAAGCCUCCGUCGAGGGAGGACGAAUACAGGCAACCUUACGCCGAGGUGAUCUCCCAGCUCGAGGGUGUUCUUGGGGAUAGCCGCGUUGGAUCAUCCGCGAGAGAGGAGUCGGAGUCGAGGAGAUCGAGCAGCACUGGGACCAGUGACAGCGAAUCGAGCGAACUCAACCAGCCUGGAAAUAACAAAGGUGGAUUUCUCAUACCGAGGCCGAGGCUGAUCGUACCGGUUCACACCUACGCCAGGAGACGAAGAACCGGCGCCCCUCCUCCGCUCAGAAGGCGACAAAUACGCGAAGAGGGGAAGGUCGAGGUGUCGCGUGAUGGUAAAUAUUUGAGCACGUUGGCACCAGGAAAGGUACUUGGCGAACUGGCAAUUCUCUACAACUGCAAAAGAACAGCGACGAUAACAGCAGCUACCGAUUGCCAGCUAUGGGCCAUCGACCGACAAUGCUUCCAAACCAUUAUGAUGAGAACCGGCCUUUCACGGCAGGCCGAAUAUACGGAUUUCUUAAAGAGCGUUCCUAUCUUCAAGAAUUUGCCCGAGGAGACUCUAAUAAAAAUUUCAGACGUGUUGGAAGAGACUUUUUACAACAAUGGGGAUUACAUAAUCAGACAAGGAGCGAGAGGGGAUACAUUUUUCAUAAUAAGCAGAGGACAAGUUCGCGUCACGAUAAAACAGCCCGAUACACCGGAAGAAAAAUAUAUCAGGACGCUGAGCAAAGGCGAUUUCUUCGGUGAAAAAGCUCUUCAAGGGGAUGACCUGAGGACGGCCAACAUAAUCGCCGACGAUCCGGAAGGAGUGAGUUGCCUGGUGAUAGACCGUGAAACGUUCAAUCAACUGAUCUCGUCCCUGGACGAAAUUCGUACGCGAUACAAAGACGAGCUCGUGGAGCGUAGAAGGUUGAACGAGGAAUUCAGAGAUCUAAGACUGCAAGAUCUUCGACCAUUGGCCACUCUGGGUGUGGGCGGUUUCGGAAGAGUCGAAUUAGUUCAAAUAGCUGGUGACAGUUCGAGAUCCUUCGCUUUGAAACAGAUGAAGAAGGCCCAGAUCGUUGAAACGCGACAGCAACAACACAUUAUGUCAGAGAAGAGAAUUAUGGGCGAAGCUGAUUGCGAUUUCGUGGUGAAACUAUUCAAAACGUUCAAGGAUAGGAAGUAUCUUUAUAUGCUGAUGGAAGCAUGCCUUGGUGGCGAGCUCUGGACCGUUCUAAGAGACAAGGGUCACUUUGACGAUGGCACAACGAGAUUUUACACCGCUUGUGUCGUAGAAGCAUUCGAUUAUCUUCAUUCUAGGAAUAUUAUAUACAGAGACCUGAAGCCGGAAAAUCUGUUGCUUGACAGUCAAGGAUAUGUAAAACUGGUCGAUUUUGGUUUCGCCAAACGUUUGGAUCAUGGAAGAAAAACGUGGACCUUCUGUGGCACGCCUGAAUACGUUGCGCCGGAAGUUAUAUUAAAUAAAGGACACGAUAUCAGUGCCGAUUAUUGGUCACUUGGCGUUCUCAUGUUCGAACUUCUUACGGGUACGCCACCAUUCACCGGUGGCGAUCCAAUGAAGACUUAUAACAUUAUUUUAAAAGGAAUCGACGCCAUAGAAUUUCCUAGAUCUAUCACGCGAAACGCGACUGCGUUGAUCAAAAAGCUCUGCAGGGACAAUCCAGCAGAGCGUCUUGGUUACCAAAAGGGUGGCAUUAGCGAGAUACAGAAGCACAAAUGGUUCGAUGGUUUUAAUUGGGAAGGUUUAAGAGCAAGAACUCUUGAACCUCCCAUCAUGCCGCGAGUUCAAAAUGCUACAGAUACAACGAACUUCGACGAGUAUCCUCCAGAUUCAGAUCCACCACCGCCUGAUGAUAUAUCCGGAUGGGAUAAUGAUUUUUAGUCAAGAUCUAUAUAAUAAUUCCUUUAAAGAAAGAAAGAGAAAGAAGUACGUGAAACUUCGAACCGUGUUCGACAAAUAGCGAAAAAAAACGUUAAAAGAUCGGUGGAGAAUGUGACUAUCGGCAUCUGCAUUUAUUCAAUAAGCUAAUAUGUGAUGCAUAGAUAAUCGUCUAGGAUCAUCGAUCAUCGAUCAUCGAAAAACGAUAAAGACGAAACUGGUCUGUGAUAAAAGAGUCAGGCCAUUGAAAAGUAAGUUUUUUUU
This is a messenger RNA of Apis florea (little honeybee), 2315 nucleotides long. It is a transcript of the gene for, whose product is annotated as cGMP-dependent protein kinase for. Gene Ontology annotation, molecular function: ATP binding; cGMP-dependent protein kinase activity. Gene Ontology annotation, biological process: protein phosphorylation. The record is from RefSeq and is a predicted model, not a curated record. NCBI's taxonomy places the organism in Eukaryota, Metazoa, Arthropoda, Insecta, Hymenoptera, Apidae.